Messenger RNA from Medioppia subpectinata, 740 nucleotides. The record is from the annotation of a GenBank genome assembly. Lineage: Eukaryota; Metazoa; Arthropoda; Arachnida; Sarcoptiformes; Oppiidae.
GUUUCAUUAUUAACUCAAUUGUGAAUGUAAAUGUACAAUUGUAUUUUACACAAAUAAUAUAAAUAAUUCAAAUAAUGUCUAUUGAUUUAUAUUAUAACAAGUUUAGCGGUCCGUCGAGGGCUGCGUUGAUGACAGUCCGGCAGUUAAACAUUGACAUUAAUCUUAAACAACUGGAUUUGAGUGCUGGCGAACACAUGACACCCGAAUACCUCGCUAUAAACCCUAACCAUAAAGUUCCCACUUUGGUUGACGGCGAGUUUGUCCUAUGGGAGAGUCGGGCAAUAAUGCAAUACCUGUGCAACCGAUACGCGCCGGACAGCACUCUCUACCCGAAGGACCCUAAAAAGCGCGCUCUAGUGGACCGGUCUCUUAACUUUGACUUUUCAUUCUUAGCUCAACUCUCAGAAGUGAUGGCAGCUAAAAUUAUACUGGGAAUUGAGCCACCAGCCGAUAAAGUUACCGCGGUGAAUGGCAGUUUCAAAUUACUUGAUCAACUAAUUGGGGACAAUCGGUAUAUAACUGGUGACAAUUUGACCAUUGCUGAUUUGUCACUAGUGACCAUCACUCCCUAUUUGGAGCAAGGUGGCAUUGAUUUAAACCUGUACCCAAACGUACAGCGCUGGGCUGACACACUUCGAGAUGAGUUACCUUAUUAUGAAGAGAUUAAUAUUAUAUCGCAGGCCGAGUGGGACACUCAAGUGGAAAAGUAUCGUGCUAUAAUGGGAGCCAAACCUGAAUAA